Candidula unifasciata is the source of this 1050-nucleotide messenger RNA. The record is from the annotation of a GenBank genome assembly. NCBI's taxonomy places the organism in Eukaryota, Metazoa, Mollusca, Gastropoda, Stylommatophora, Geomitridae.
AUGGAAUCAGCUCCAAACUCUCGCUGGUGCCCCAAUCCCAACUGUGGUCGAAUUGUCAAACUGGGCAAUCAGACAUCCGUUAUAGAUGCAUCUUUCGAUGUGACCUGUGAUUGUGGACAAGAAUUUUGCUGCUUAUGUCUCUCUCAACCUCACUGGCCAGCCACUUGUAGACAAGCAGAAGAAUACCGGCAGAAACUUAGGAUUCAUAAGGUCCCACAAGAACCUGCCGGUGGCGCCUUCCCAACAGACAACCCUUCUGAACCUCCUCAGCUGGAAAGAAAGAACGCUGAAGUAAUGGAAAUUGAAGGCCGCGUUUGUCCACGCUGUAAGAAAUUCAUCGAUAAGAACGGUGGCUGUACUCACAUGUCCUGCAAAUGUGGCUUUCAAUUUUGUUGGGUGUGUCUUAAGGAAUGGGUUGGCCACAGUAUCUGUAAGCCCAUUCCUUCCGUUGUCUUCGAGCACACUCGAAUGAUCAAAGUCAACCACAUCGCGAUACCACAGAUCUCAAUCAACGAGACAACAGCCAGCAAGCAGCCUAAACCAGUCAGAUCUCGCCAGAGGACAUCUAUGUACCAGAAAGCCCUGCAACAGAAGGGGGAAGCCAGUAACUGCAAAUAUCACGCCAAGAUCGUUCAGAUGGUCAAAGAGUUGGCACGUUUGGGGCAGAAGGAUCUCAUGGUGAAAACAGAGAUUCUUACUUUGUGCGGCGCUGAAGUCAAAGACGCCACGGAGCCCAGCCUCAUGAACACAACUUUCACGCCCCACGUGACGAAAUUCCUCCGCUCCUGCGUGGAGGUCAAGCGUGCCCUACAUCACGUGACAGAGUUCACGUUCGUGCUAGCACAGGACAUUCCCGACUCCACGGACAGGAGAAGGAUCCUCAAGCUGGCCGAAGAUCUCAGUAGCUACUGUAUCUUCGUCAAGUCCAUUUUGGAUUUAGGCCCUAACCAGGAUGUUAGGGUGGCUGUUAGGCGACUUGCUGACAUCCAGGCGUGGUCGAGGAGGACGCUCACCGUGCUUCUUGGAAGUGUCAAACUGAUUAGGUUUUAA